This is a messenger RNA of Tetrapisispora phaffii CBS 4417, 708 nucleotides long. RefSeq lists its product as uncharacterized. The transcript has a single exon. Bases 1 to 708 code for a protein of 235 amino acids. Lineage: Eukaryota; Fungi; Ascomycota; Saccharomycetes; Saccharomycetales; Saccharomycetaceae. The record is from RefSeq and is a predicted model, not a curated record.
AUGUCGACUUCCCAGUUAAGAAAUGGACCAUCUCUAUUUGAACCAAUUGUUCCAUCGAUUGAGCCAUUACAAUUUAAAUUGAAAAUUGAUUCUGAUAAAGCUGUUACCGCUUUCCCAAUCUAUAAUGCAGGUGAAAUACCUGAAUCUCUUUUAGACUUCAUGCAUAAUAUGUUCAAUGAGGAAAUUUUAAGAGGCGAUACGUAUCCAUAUUUUAACGUCUUAACUAAAGAAGAAUUUGUUAAUUACUGGUUUAGUUCCUUUACUGCUAUUUUAUUAAACACGGAUAACACUUCUCUUUUAGUCGAUCUUGUUGCAAACAAAAGUGAAAAGGAUGUCACCUAUUGGAAUGAAAUGCUAUUAGGUACAUUUUACAUCAAACCAAAUUAUAGUGGAAGAUGCUCACACAAUUGUAAUGCUGGGUUCUUAGUAAACUAUCAUCAAAGAGGCCAAAAGAUUGGUUACAGAUUAGGUCAAAUUUAUUUACAAUGGGGACAUUUGCUGGGUUACAAAUACUCUAUAUUCAAUUUGGUCUUUGUAACUAAUGUCGGCAGUUGGAAAAUCUGGGAUAAAUUAGAAUUCGACAGAAUUGGUCUUGUUCCAAGAGCUGCUAUCUUGAAAGGUUAUGAUGAACCAGUCGAUGCUAUAAUUUACGGUAGAGAUUUAACAUCUGUUAAGGAAGAACUAUUAAAUGAUUUUUAUAAAGUUUAA